Humulus lupulus (European hop) is the source of this 818-nucleotide messenger RNA. Its product is annotated as disease resistance protein Pik-1. Lineage: Eukaryota; Viridiplantae; Streptophyta; Magnoliopsida; Rosales; Cannabaceae. The transcript is spliced from 3 exons. Bases 220 to 450 code for a protein of 76 amino acids. The record is from RefSeq and is a predicted model, not a curated record.
GUUUUCAAUCACAAAGGAAGACUUAUUAAUUAGUCACAAAGUACUAUGAAGUUUCCUCAUCACUACUUUCAUUCACACACUUCUCCUCAUAGCGCUUAUCUUAGGGGAAAUCUCCAUAUAUAAUCGGCCUCACUUCAGUGUUUUCUCCUCCUUAACAAUCUUUUUAUCUAUAUAUACUGCAAUAUUCAUUAUACGAUUCUGAAAGAGCUAGCCACAAAGAUGAAGCAAAAGAUUGUGAUGAAGGUGCAAAUGAAUUGCAAGAAAUGCCAGACCAAGGCACUCCAGGCUGCGGCAACCCGAGGAGGUGUAAACUUCGUGGGAUUAGAAGGAGGAGAAGUGAAAGAUAAAGUUGUAGUGAUUGGGGAUGGCGUUGACGCCGUUGACUUGGCCAAGACUUUGAGGAAGAAGUUGGGUGAAGCUCACAUCAUUAGUAUAGCAGUUAUCACCUAAAUAAUAGUAAAUAGUAAAUAGUAAAUAAUAACGACAGAUUCAUAAAAUAAUUUUUCUUUUUCUAUAUUAAAAAAACAUCCAUCCCAUGAUCCAAUCCCAACAUUCUUCUUUUUUUUUUCUUUUUUCCGUCUUGCGGUUAUAUAUAUUAACAGAUAUGCGAGAUUCAUAUAUAGAGAGAGUUUUUAUUAUGUAUUUUUUUGGGGGGGCACUUUUUAAUUUAGUGAGACUUUUGGUAGGUCCUGUAAUCUUUUUACCUGCCGUAUACGUAUUGAUUAACAGUUAAUGAUCAUGUUUUUUUCUUUUCUCUUUUAGAUUUUGGACGAUCGUGUUCUUAUAUUCUAUUAAUAAAGAGUGCUUAAUUUAGUUUU